GUUUAGAACCAAUAGCAUUACAGGCAGAAGGUUUCACGCGGUGCUACUUUUGAACUUUGUUAUUCAAUGUGUCGGACCUGAACACUGGAUCAUAGCAGCAGUGAAAGGUGCACUAUGGGACGCCUCGACGGGAAAGUAAUUGUGUUGUCGGCUGCUGCGCAGGGGAUUGGACGUGCUGCAGCAAUAGCAUUUGCAAAGGAGGGAGCUCAAGUCACAGCGACAGACAUCAAUGGAGAGAAGCUGAAAGAGCUGGAUAGCAUUCCAGGGAUUAAGACCAAGGUUGUGGAUGUAACUAAGAAGGACCAAGUCGAAGCCCUGGCCAAGGAACAUGAUCAUGUGGAUGUGCUGUUCAAUGUCGCUGGGUUUGUGCACCAUGGCUCCGUCUUGGACUGCGAAGAGGCCGACUGGGACUUCACAAUGAACGUGAACAUCCGGAGCAUGUUCCUCAUGAGCAAGGCCUUCCUACCUAAGAUGUUGGCAAAGAAGUCAGGAAACAUUAUUAACAUGGCAUCUGUUGCAUCGAGCAUUAAAGGUGUUGUGAACCGGUGUGCCUAUAGUACCUCCAAGGCUGCAGUGAUUGGGUUCACCAAAUCUAUAGCGGCUGAUUUUAUUGAGCAAGGCAUUCGCUGUAACUGUGUUUGUCCUGGAACUGUUGAUACUCCAUCUUUGAGGGGUAGGAUCGAGGCCCAACCUGACCCAGAACAGGCUUAUAAGGAUUUCAUGGCAAGACAGAAAACUGGCAGAAUGUGCACAGCUGAAGAGGUGGCUCACCUGUGUGUAUACCUGGCCUCAGAUGAGUCUACCUAUGUGACUGGAACGGAGCAAAUCAUCGAUGGAGGAUGGAGACUCUAAGCAAACUGUUGCAAGCACGUUGUGACAGUAGUGGAGACUUAAUAUUCUUAUUUGAAGCCCAAAUAAAA
Messenger RNA from Notothenia coriiceps (black rockcod), 920 nucleotides. RefSeq names its product 3-hydroxybutyrate dehydrogenase, type 2 (gene bdh2). Gene Ontology annotation, cellular component: cytoplasm. NCBI's taxonomy places the organism in Eukaryota, Metazoa, Chordata, Actinopteri, Perciformes, Nototheniidae. Bases 115 to 852 code for a protein of 245 amino acids. Gene Ontology annotation, biological process: siderophore biosynthetic process. Gene Ontology annotation, molecular function: 3-hydroxybutyrate dehydrogenase activity. The record is from RefSeq and is a predicted model, not a curated record. The transcript is spliced from 10 exons.